AUGAUUUUGUCAGAAUUGAGCUCCCAACUUUCAAACGCACUUUUAACAAUACAUUCCCAAAGUGUUAUGGAUGAUAAAAGUGUUAAUAAAUUUUUGAAAGAGAUUAGUAAGGCACUUUUGGAAGCUGAUGUGAAUUGUGAACAAGUGGUGCAGGUUUACAAUGGAAUUAAAGAAGAAUUGGAUAACAUGUCACAAGAUGUCAAUAGAAAAAAAAAUAUAAAACGAAUACUUAAGAAGGAAUUGUGUAAAUUAUUUGAUCCAGGAGUGAAAGCGAUCAAACCUGUCAAGGGAAAGCAAAAUGUCAUUUUAUUUAUUGGUUUACGAGGAGCUGGUAAAACAACAACAGCGAGCAAAUUUGCAAUGUUUUAUAAAAAGAAAGGUUUCAAAUGUGCAAUAGUAAACUCAAAUACAUUUCGUACUGGAGCAUUUGAUAGUCUGAGACAUAAUUCAUUAAGAGAUACCAUUCCCUUUUAUGGUAAUGUAUUUGAAACUGAUCCCAUCAAAAUUGCAAAAGAUGGUGUCGAAACAUUUAAAAAAGAAAAUUAUGACUUGAUAAUUGUUGACACUUCUGCAAGAACCAUACAAGAAGAAUCACUUUUUGAAGAAAUGAAACUAAUCUCAGAAGCAAUAACUCCAAAUGACAUUAUUCUCGUGAUGGAUAGUAAGAUAGGUCAGAGCAUCAAAGAACAAGUAACUACUUUCAAAUCCAGAAUACCAACCCUUGGGAGUAUCAUUCUUACUAAAUUGGAUGGUCAUUCUAAGGGUGGAGGUGCCUUGAGUGCAAUUGCUGCAACCAAGACACCAAUCAGCUUUAUUGGCACAGGUGAAUAUUAUGAUAGUUUGCAACCAUUUGAAGUUGAAGGUUUUGUUUCUAGAUUGUUGGGAGAGGGAAAUUACACAAUACUAUUCGGUGCAGUUCCACAAGCUAGUGACAGUACUGAAAUUUCAGUACUCAACUCUUCACUUCCCAUAAAUGGAGUUUUUACAAUGAGGGAUUUGAAAGAACAACUACUUUCAAUUGUGAACAUGGGACCACCAUCGCGUGUAUUGUCAAUGAUAUUUGGAUUUAGUGAAUUCCCAAAAAUAGAAGGUCAAGAAUAUAAGGUAAAGAAAUACUUGACUAUCAUGGGCUCUAUGAAUGAAACUGAGUUGGAUUGUGCUGAUUUUACAAAGUUAUCCGACAUGCAAUCAAGAAUUCUGAGAAUAGCAAGAGGGAGUGGAAAGAAUUCGAAAGAUGUAGUUGAGCUAUUGGACAAUUACAAGCAAUUUCAAAGCACUAAUCAUCCCAAUAUAAUUAGAAAGAAAUCUUCCAAAAUUCAAGAUGCAUUCAACACAUUCAGAAAUAAUGAAUUGGAACAUUUAGAUUGGAAUGGAAUAAUGAGGCAAAUGGGUACAAACUCUGGGCUUAAUUUGAGUGGUGUCAGUGGAGAUGGUCCACAACCUAGACGAAGAUAA
Messenger RNA from Naegleria gruberi, 1455 nucleotides. RefSeq lists its product as uncharacterized. The transcript has 2 exons. Bases 1 to 1455 code for a protein of 484 amino acids. Gene Ontology annotation, cellular component: cytosol; signal recognition particle, endoplasmic reticulum targeting. Gene Ontology annotation, biological process: SRP-dependent cotranslational protein targeting to membrane; SRP-dependent cotranslational protein targeting to membrane, translocation. The record is from RefSeq and is a predicted model, not a curated record. Gene Ontology annotation, molecular function: GTPase activity; 7S RNA binding; GTP binding. NCBI's taxonomy places the organism in Eukaryota, Heterolobosea, Eutetramitea, Acrasida, Naegleriidae.